CGACGGCGUCGUGAGUGCUCCUACUCUAGUUUGGUGGUUAGUCAUAUGAUGGACGUCGCACGAAAUUGUCGCGAGUGAGUGGUGUGUGGAUGCAUCCGUGAUUUCUUUCACUGUUAGUGACACACAAAAAAGCGCCGCGCGAUGAGAUGGAUGCAUCCCUCCUGCGGUAGUCCUAAUCCGUUGCAGUCAGAUUCUUUCUAUUGGUGUCGUGCUUGUAUUUCCGUGUAAGGCAUCCCAAUCCUACAGCUCUUCCUCCCUCUGGAAUACACCAUGGAGGAUCAAAUUGUCCUGUGAGAAGAUACACCAUCCCGAUUGAUGGUAUGAGGAGUGCUGAGAGUGCUGCAGAGAAAGUAAGAACGACACAACUAAAGGGUGGGAAAGGAACCGACCGAAUAUAGGCAAAAAGAGAGAGAGAGAAAAAAGAAAAGAAAAUUGUAUCGCUUCCAACACUAAAUUGCAGCUAUUAUCUGCAUUGUGUGAUACAAAAGAAAAGAAGUAACCAAGUGAUUAAAAGAUUGUGCAACGAUAUUCAUUGCAAAAAGGGAGAAUUAAUUCACCACAAGUGCUGCCCGGUCGCGAAUAUUGUCAUCCUCUUGAAUGCAUCCAAACAACGAAGACGAGUAAGAGAAAAUUGUGUUGGAACAAAUUGAUUUUAAGCAACACAGAGAAAAACCACCCGCUCUCCCCUAAAAAAAAAGAAAAUGAUAAUGCUUUUCUCUAUGCAUACCGCAAAUCUAACAAGCACAUCUUUGGCAGAAAAACUUUUUCCACCCCACCAACACUGCAAUAUUGUCGCAUAUUUUGCACAUGAAAUUUUAUGGUUAUUUUUACUAACACCACAUCUUUUGAAAACUCUUUAUGGAUGAUUCUUGUCUCCGCAGUAUCCAGCUAUUUCUCCUAAUGUUUACUAAUACAUUUUCUCACAUCUCUGGCUGUUGACUAUGCUCUGCCUUCAAAUAGCCAAAAAUGGAUAAAAGCAUUGCUAUGCGUCCAAGAAGAAUAUAGCAGAAAAAGGCAAUUAACCCAUUGAAAUGGCUUUCAUAUAUUUUUAGCAAAUAUUGAUGAAGUUCCUCGGCACGAGAAUGGAAACUUUUGUAGCAAUUAAUGGUCGAUAGAUUUGUGCUAUUUGAGAUGUUGAUUUGCUAAAAUCCAAAAAAAGUUUGUGCACAAUGACAAUUUUUCCCGUCCCCAAUUUCAUACGACAUAUAUGUUAUACAAAAGACAAUAGACUAAUUGUUGUUCUUCUUUUGCUCACAAUGUGAUCAUCAGCAUUAUCAUUGCGCGUCAUCAGAGUACUUUAUUCCACCCACUACUGCCGAACCAUACAAGGAAUGAAAAAAAAAACACAUACUUGGCGUCUCUCUGGAGGAGGCUUCUUGUCCUCCUUCUCACAAAUACCCUCCCCAAUGGGUUAGCCCCGUCCCCCUGUCCCGUUGGUCGUGGAAGUAAAUAGAUGAGAACGCGUCACACCAAACUCCUUGUGCAUCAUCCAUAUAUAUAAUACGUACAUAUAGUGUAGGUCCUCAGCAGCGGCAGCAUUAAUGCACAUAUGAAAGGCAGGCAGGGUGGCUUAGUAUUAAAUGAGGGAAUACUGCGGGAUAAAAGAGGUGCAUCAACGGGAUAUUGUAGGAAAAAUGAGGGAGAUGGGGGCAAAGGAAGGGUGUUGGGGGACGAAUUGAGUAUGAGAUGGAAAGUCCCUUUUCUGUGUCACCCACAAAGUUAUCCGCAUGAUUGUGAAUCAAUAUCAUCGUAUGCCACUAGAAUGCAUGAUGACUCCAACAACGGCUAGCUUAAAUAAAUAUAUAUACGAAGGGGGGAUAAGAUAAUACCAUGAAGAAAAUUGUCCUACUGCAGAAUUGACAAAAAUUCCAAACAGGAAAAGAACUUAAGAUGAACUUUUCACCUAAUUGGUACAGAUGAAGUACGAAUGGAAAAAAAAGAAAGAAAUCAGUAUUCCAAUCCGGUCACAAUGCAGUCUAUUUGGGAAAUUUAGGUCAUUUUCCCCCCUAAUUGAAUCAGUUUAAGGCCAAGGAUUAUGAGCAAUUCGCUUUCUUUGACGUAAUGAAUAAAGCUUUCAUUAUAUAUCUUUUCUCAAUCAAUCAAUUUUCAUGUAGUAGAUUAAAUUGAGCUUAAAUAGACUUAAUCAAUUUCCUAUAAUUGUACAUAAUUCAAUUUUGAUUUAUUGAUGAAAUUAUGAAGAAUGUUUCAUCAUACAGAUUUAUUUCAAUAAGAUUUAUUUUGAAAACUUUUCAUAUCUAAACUCAUGUUUUACAAAAGCUCCAGAAAAGCUUCAACUAUACUUGCAGGACUUGGGGCAAAGUACAAAAUCGAAUAAAUGCAAAUCUUGUGAAUUUUAGAUAAAUUAUCAGCUAGUUUUUGGGGUAGGUACUUGGAAAUUGGGUAAAUGAAUGGCAUAUUUACCCAAUUUAGCAGUGUAACACUUUGUGCAGACAUUGGAGUAAGUAGUGGAAAAACUUUGGGAAUCAAUUGCAAAAUCUUCAUCCCCAAAAAGCACCGUAGCUAUAUACAGAUACCAUGGUAAGAGUAAACGAAUCUUCCUCACGUGUCGCAACUUCUGAUACCCCACAAAGCUCUUCCUUUUACUCACCCAGCCCAUACCCCGUAAACAAGGUGUAUAUAUAUAUUCCUUUGCAUCCUCCCCAACAUUUACCCAACCUUUUCCAUAGACCCCCUCGGGAGAAAAGUCUCAAUACACUCGGUCGCUGAGAAAAGAGAGAAUAGGUUUGUGUUAGGUAAAUGGUACCACCGAAGGAAAGCCGUAACAUACAAUAGAGUGAGGUGAAACGCGGGAAUUUCAAUUUUCCCACCUUUUCCCAUGUGUUUCGCUAUCACAUACACGCCAUCCAUGUACAUUUCUAUGUAAAUUGUGUAUAAAUUAUACAUAAACUACAAAACUGGUACAUUUGAAAUCUUGGAAUCAUUUCGAAAAGUUUCACUGUUGAUUUGUUUUUCUAACUGCCUCAUUUGGUUGUAGGUAGGUAUGUAUGUUAGUAUUUUGUUGAAUAACAUUUACGCAGAAACUUUUCCAUGUGAUCACGCGGCAUAGUUUAGCUCGAGGAGAGCAUUUUGCUAUCAUUUUCACCCAAACACACACCCAAACAAUUUUCUCAUUUCAAUCCACCCAUAUAGCUUAUAUUGAGCGGUUGUUGAUGGAUUCCACUGGGAAAUGGAAUGAAUUAAUUGUAACAUGUGACUCUGCUUUUCACCUCGGCUGCUACACCGUCCGACUGCUAUAGCACAGUCCAAAAAACUUUCAGCGGAAAACUAUUUUCACAGGCCCCAAGGUGAAUACUGAGAAAAUUUACUUUACUCCACGAAAGCCACAUGCUUUUCAAUGUUAUACCCCAAAUUAUCCUGAUUGACUGCGACCGUCAAAUUGGGUUGUGCAACUUGUGUGUUAUGUAGGUAGGUAGCAUACCUAACAAUACAAAAAAAAAGGAGAGCAUUUGCGGGGUGGAAAAAGAUGACAAAAUAAACUCCUUUUCGUGAACUACAAAUGUACAUUUUGCAGAACUUGUGUCACUUUUCUCAACUUUUACCCUCCACCACCAUCUCCCAUUUUGUAUACAACACAACAGCAAUUCCCCAUUGGGGUGGACGCUGAUAGCUUGACAAUUGUGUCCAACAAUGUUGCAAAUUAAUUGCUUUCAUCCACCCAAUUUACCAUUCUUCCCUCGCAAUUCCACGGAGCAAACACCACCUGGUGAAAUUUACACUCUCCACCAAUGGGGGGCUUUUUGUGCUCAAAACACACUUCCAGUGGAAAAUUCAACACUGAGCUGCCGUGUCAAGCUGCCGGAGGUGGAGACUGGGUUGUUUAUUUACUCAUUUAAGGAAAAUUCAAAUUUUAUUGGAUUCCCCCCGCACAGCCAAAGGGGGGUAUACAAAUCAAUAAUUACAUAGUGCAGCAACACAAUCAAAACAUACUCCCAUUUUUUUGCGCGCCAUGAAGAAGAAAAAAAGAACCAAAAAGGUAAUCUCAUAGCAUUUUCAAUUUAGGAUAUAUUUUCUUCGCUCACAGGAAAAUCCAUCAAUACCCCCCCGCCUCACAAAUGGAUUCUUUUCAUAAUAUCCGGAAACUAUUCUUCAUUUACACACCUAUCCAAUAAAUACCCAUUCAUGGCAUUUUUGGCUUCUUUUCUGCCAAAGGAGCUUCCUCGAAAAAAUUGCCACAUCAUUGGCUAUUGAAAUUCUAGAUCAAAAGGUUAAAUAGUGGAGUAUCCGAGAAUGAUGUGUGUGAUAUAAGCAAGGAAUUCUCAACAACUACACAAACGCUAUAUAGUCUCUCUCUCUCGGUUAUUUUUAGGAAUUCCAGUUAAAAAAAAUCAAGGGGCGAUUUAUUGCGAAAAUAUAUAUCCCAAUAGGAAUAUUUUUUGAAAAAGCUCUCAAUAUUUUAAGAAUUUUCCAGAUUUUGAUUGAUUGUUAAAUUAAAUUAAAUUUUAUUCUUAAAAUAAAACAUUUUAUUGAAUUAACAUGCCCAUUAUUCGAUUAACCUUUGGAGGAUUUUGUUUACCAAAGAGGCUGAUUCGACUUUUUUUAAUCACCACAGAAUUGAAAUCUUUUUAACAUUUUCUGAUAUAUUCUGCACGUCUAUGUUUAGGGAAGUUCUAUAACUUCAAGAUAGUCGAAAAAAAACAUUUUAUUUUCUGAGAAAAAUAAAGAUCAAAGUUAUGAGGCUAGAAACCUCGAUCCUCCAAAGGUUAAAGAAUCAGGAUAAGAACAAAUAAUAAAAAGUAUUUUGAAAGUAUAAUAAAAUUGUCAUAAAAACUUACUAUUUUACGUAUAUAUAUUUAAAAAUAUUUAUCAGAUUUUCUAAUUAAAAUUGUCAAUCUGUUUGACGGUUUUUUAAUUUUUUUUUUUGAUUCUCUACCACGUUUUUUUUUCAUGACCUAUAUUGGAUUGAAGUUCUUGUUUUAACUUUAAUCGAUUUUUUUUUAUAAAAUUGAAUUUCUUCAAAAUCAAUAAAAUAAAAGUCUCUUCUCAAGCAAUAUUUGGAAGUUUUUCUUCAUACACUAGGGGUCUAAAAACUUUUCCUUUUACCGUACCUAUCUAUUUGAUGUUUGAGAAGAAAAAGAGAAAAAGUUUUAUGCUUUUUCUCUUGCACUUGACGUACACAGUGCAAUCUUGCCAAAUUUACUAAAUACAAUACAUAUGUACAUGUAUGUACGAGCAAAGGGGAUGUUAAAUGGAGUUUUUGGCUUAAUUUCAACGUACUUUGGUAUUGGGAAAUUUUUGAAAAACUCACACGUGCCCCUUAAUUUAAUUUUGUCAUCUCAUUCACUCAUUUUCGGUGGAUAAAACCCAUAUACACAUACCAGUGGAUUUGCUCAUUUCACCAUUUUAACUACUAUUAUAUACUCCAACUGGACCAAAGGGGUCGUAAAUUGUUGAAAUCACGACACUAAUCUCCUGGGCAGCUAAUUGAAAUUUUUGCAAUAAAACCCACUCAUGGGGCGGUCUUUUGUUCAUGGCGACAGGGGUUGACAGAGCAGUGAAAUUUGCCGAUCCCCAUUUCGAGAAUGAAAAUAAAACCAUUAGAGAUUGGCAUCGAAAAGACAUCACAGAUGUAUAUCGCGGUCUUUCAUCGCGAUGUGACAGCAAAUUUCUCAAUUGGACAGAUGAGGAUGAUUUAUGAUGUUAAGAUGAACUCCUGAUAACUUUGUUUUCUAUCAAUCCCCCCCCCGCGCACCUAAAAGACUAUAUUUAGCAAUUAUUGUGUACGAUAUUUAAUGCAAUGUAAUUAUAUUUGAAAUUGAUUAGAGUUUAGUUUUUGAUGGAAAAUUUUUAAAUGGAAUUUUUACUGAAAAAAAAAUGAAUAAUUCAUACGCGAGAUAGUUUAUUAAAUUGAAUUUAUUAUUCUUUUACAUUUCCAUUCUGUAACUUCAUUGAGAGAAUUUUUCAGUUUUUUUUGUUCUUAAAAUAAAACCGAAUGGAAAUACAUUUUUUCUCCAUUUUUAGUGCAUAUAAACAAUAAAAAACGUAUAAUGCAUUUUCACAUCAUCUAGGGAAUAUAAUGCAAAUUUCGAAAGCCACGGUCAUGGGAGUGCUAUUAACCCUUUUCGAGUUGACUUAUACCCUAUACUGAACCAUUACGUAUGACUCGCCAACCAUUUGCUAUACUACAUAUAUACAUAUGUUGUAUACGUGGGGCAGGGAGGGUGGUAGGGGGUAGGCACCAUCACCAAGUGGCAAUAGUGGCGUAUAAGUUGUGUGUCGAAAAUUUCCCCAAUGAAAGUACUCUAGUUUUAGGUGCUUGGUAAAUAACCAUACGUAUGUAUAUAUGUUCUCUUUCUCACCAAUGCUCCAUACAAACCCCUUCCUAUGCCUUUUAAACUAGAGGCCAGCCACCAGAGGAGAGAACAUCGGCAGAGGCCACAUUGGAGUCCAUAUAAAUUGUUGGUUUCACUCUGUGUAUAUGUAUGUACAUGGUGGCUCCCCCUUUUGGCUCCACCGCGUUUUGCUCAUAGAACCCCCUCCCCCCUCUGUACUCUUCAUUGCUCUAGGGGAGUGUGGGUUCUCCGGGGUGUAUGUGGAAAGGCGCAAAAAGAGAGUAGCACAAGACAAAAGUCCCCAUUGUGCAACUCGGUUGGAUUCCGAAAUAUUUAACACACCAAAGACCUAAUGUACAGAAUGCGAAGCACUAAAAUUUCUGCAAUAACCCCACAACCCAGAACAGAUGAGGUGGGUGAGAUGAAAAAAAAAAGAGCGCAAGCCACUGCCCAAAAAAAGACGUGCAAUAAAAUUUGUUUAAAAAAGAAAAAAAAACAGCAAACAUAAUAGUACAAAAAAAAAUGAAAAAAGGAAAACAUUUCCAUGAUCUGUGCCUGUCUUGUGUGAGGAAGUGUAAACACUUCCAUCAUUCACGAUCGAGAUACCGUCAUCAGUGGUGCAGUCAUGAAGAAAUGAACAUAAAUAGUGGAGAAUUUUCUGAAUGUGGUAUCCACUUCUGGGACUCUCUCUGGGGCAUAAAAGGCACAAUCACGUUGUGCACAAUCCACCAUGUCGCUCGUCCUGUCCUGUGUGCGCCACUUUACCCCAACCCCCAACCCAACCCACCCCCCACCUCAUACUCUUUCACAGAGAAAAGCGCUCAUGGCGGCAAAAGAAGAAUGACUUUUCCACUGAGCUAAAGUCGAGGUUAGAGUGGAGAGACCAAAAAAAAAAGACACCCAGAAAUUUACGGGUGGUCGAUGGCAAUUUCGCCUCAUCUUUCAAGGGUAUACGGAAGCAAUGGGGUAAAAGGGGUUGAAGGGAGGGAUGGGGUGAGUAUGGGGACAAAAAAGAUGGCAUGGAGCAAAUUAAAAGGAAGAAAAAAUAUAUUGUACUUCUUAUAAAUGGCGGAGGACACCAUCAAACACUUUAUGCCACUCCACUAAAUGUGCAUUCUGUGCCCAAUUUUGUAAAUACAUAAACCCUCCCGUAUGUAGCCACCAUGAUAUAGAGACGCUUUACAAGAGAAACUAAGGGGUACCAAAAAAGUGUCACAUAGAUGGGUUAAAUUUCGCGUCGGGCAUCACUCUACCGACUGAGCGACCCACGACCCCUGCUGACACCCACCCCACACAUAUCUAUAUAUAGCAAAUACAUAUAAUAAACCCAAACGUUGCCAAUGCCAUUGCAUCGCUCCAAUGUUUGCAUAUAGAUUUAACAUUUUCACAAAGAAUAAUUUAUUAGAAUUAUUCUAUUUAUAUUGAAACUCCACAGAAAUUUCAAAAUGCAUUUUGGUCAUUUUGGCUCCACCACACACACAAAACUAUUGAUUUACUCUUCGGAAAGUUUCCCAAAGAAAACCCCAAAAUUUAAUCAAUAUAGCUACAGAUCAUGUCGCCCCUUGAUUGAUUGAGCAAGAUAGAUUGGUUUUAGUGAAGCGACUCCUUUAAAGUUUUGGAACAAGUCUGGCAAGGAAAAGAACUCUAUCACAGUCGGUGCAGAUAUAUAGAAUGAUUACCAUUCUAGAGAAAUCUAUUUGAGAAUUUUCAUCUUAAUGUAUGGAAUCUUCAUCCAAAUCUAAUACAUAAUAUUAAAUAUAGGUAGCUCUAUAUAUACAUAUAUUCAGACAAAUAUUGACCUACAUAUUUUCAUUCAAUUUAAAUAAAUUAAAGGGGAAUUUGGUUCUACAGUGAUGAUUCGUAUUACGUCUAUUUUUUGUUUUGAAUCAAUAUUGAGACUUUCCUUUUCCCGCAAUGUAGGGAAAUUAGGUUACAUCAAUAAGUUGGUUAACAGCGUAUAAAUCAUCAUACUGACUCAAAUUUUUAACUGAAAAUGACGUAAUUUAGAACAUCACUGGUUUUUAUUAAAAUGAUGAUUUAAUAUUGAUUACUUUUAUUUAUUUUUAUUAAUUAGUUAUCAAUUGAAUGAGUAAUGAAAUAAAAUUUUAAACGUUGUUUAGGUUAUUCGGUUAAUUCGUUUUUAACCCAGAUAUGUCUUUAAUUUAUUUAAAUUUUCACAGUCUGAUUUAAAAAAAUGUCUAGAAUGAAUUAAAAUUAUUGAAAAGCUUAAAGCUUUAAGAUUUUUCGUUGUUUUUUUAGAAGUUUGUGCAACUUCUAUGCAUUCAACUAAAUUUUUCCGAGUGUACUAAAUACAGUAAAAUGGACACAUCUGGGUUAAAAUUACUUAUUAUUCUAACAAAUAUUUUUUUUCCUUUAGAAUAAAAAAAACUCCUUUCAGUCUUUAAAUAAAUAUACUUGUGUGACAAUUACCCGGGAAAAGUGCAAAGACAGAAAAACUAAUAAUUUGUAUGUAGCACGAGGAAAAUAAUUUGUAUUUAAUAUAUAUACAGAACAAAGAAAUAAUUAAUCAGAAAUAUUCUGAAUAUUUGAAACGAAGCAAAAUUAGCUUUGUGACGAUGUAUUUCUCUCUCCCAACAUGAAGAUUAUCUUAUGUGAUUUUUGUUGAUUGGGUAUCUUCUUUCGUAACAUUCUUUGACCACACAAUAAAACAGUAUGAUAUAUAUACGAUUUUUUCACACUUUUUCCGUUUGCAAUGUGUGUCUUCCAAUGAUUUAAAUGUGUGUUCUAUAUGUGUAUAUAUAUUUUCAACUCAUUCUUUUAGGAAUGUGAAAAAUUUUUGCUCUUUUGCAAUAUACUUAUACUGUUGUUGGAUGCCUUGUUCUCUCUAUCCUAUUGUCUCACCCUCUCAGUUGUUAUACUCUUCUUCACUGUCGUACAAAAUUAUGUGUUGUGUCUGUUUCUUUAGUGUUUUUUUCGUGUCUUUCAUUCUAAAUAAAAUAUCAUGAGUGUGUGUGAUCCUCUCUCUCUCACCUCACAUUGGUGGUGCAUAAAAUAUACAAUAAAGUUGGACGAAAAACAAUAGGAAUAGGAGGAAAAAUAAUAAUAAUAAAUACAAAUAUAGAGAUAAUAUAAAGAGAAAAAAGAAAAACAAAGGAGAACAAAACGAACUUUUCCGCAUAAAUGUUUAAAGAACCUGCAGAACCGCGCCGUGGCAGCUUGAAGUCCUUGCAGAGCACUUCAUUGGUGAGUGCGGUAUUGGAGAGUGCAACAUCACCACGAAUCUACCCCCUCGAUCCGACAUCCGUGGAAUUUGUCGAUUUCAAGCAAAGCAUCUCGGGACACCAUCAUCAUCACCAUCACCAUCACCAUCACCGGUACCGAGACGACGUCAGCACUUCCUCAGGCGGACACCAUCAUCCUGGCAGACGAUUCGCGCUUAUGGGCAAGGCCGCAACCGGCCGCCACAGUGAAUUCAAGCACGGCUCAAUCAAUCAGCACAACAGGCAAAGACCAAUUUCGCAGAAAUUAAAAUCACAUCUCACAGAAAGCAUUCCAUCAUACCUCAAGCGGGGUCGUGGGGGUCAAAGGAGAUCCCCGAGUGUGUCAUCCAAUAUGGAAUUUCUCCGCGGCGUCUAUGCCUUCAUGCAAGUGAGUAGAUCUUCGGUGAAUCAUGUGAAAGUGGACUCUGCAGUUUUCCGACUUCACACCAACGCCACUGUAAUUUUGUUAGUCACCUUCUCCAUAGCCGUUACAACGAGGCAGUACGUGGGAAAUCCAAUAGACUGCGUUCACACAAGAGAUAUCCCAGAGGAUGUCCUGAACACAUACUGCUGGAUACACUCAACAUAUACAGUGGCUGAUGCCUUUAACAAGAAACAGGGAUCAGAGGUGCCAUUUCCCGGUGUCGACAACUCACAGUCGCGCGCCAAUGUGACAAUAAAGCACACAAAAUACUAUCAGUGGGUUGCUUUCACGCUUUUCUUCCAGGCUAUCCUGUUUUAUACACCACGAUGGCUUUGGAAAUCGUGGGAGGGUGGCAAAAUACACGCUCUAAUGAUGGACCUAGAUAUUGGGAUCUGCUCAGAAAUUGAGAAGAAGCAGAAGAAGAAGCUCCUUAUCGACUACCUGUGGGACAAUUUGCGUUAUCACAACUGGUGGGCGUAUCGAUACUUCCUCUGCGAACUGUUAGCUCUAAUUAAUGUCAUAGGACAAAUGUUUUUAAUGAACAAAUUCUUCGAUGGAGAAUUUUUAAAAUUUGGCAUAGAGGUGAUAGCUCAUAUGCAAGAAGAUCAGGAGGAUCGUGUAGAUCCCAUGAUCUAUAUCUUUCCACGUAUGACCAAAUGUACAUUUUAUAAAUACGGCAGCGGCGGUGAGGUGGAAAAACACGAUGCAAUUUGCAUAUUACCCUUGAAUGUGGUCAAUGAGAAAAUAUAUAUUUUUCUCUGGUUUUGGUUCAUCAUUCUCACAAUUCUCACCACGCUGACCCUCAUCUAUCGUGUGGUGAUCAUUUUUUCACCCAGAAUGCGUGUUUAUUUACUACGACUACGAUUUAGGUUAGUUCGCCGGGAUGCCAUUGAAACAAUUGUGAGACGCUCAAAGAUGGGCGAUUGGUUCCUUCUGUACAUGUUGGGAGAAAAUAUAGACACACUUAUCUUUCGUGACAUCAUGCAGGAUCUUUCCACGCGUCUUGGUCACAAUCAACACCAUCGAGUGCCCGGCAUCAAGGGUGAGAUCCAGGAUGCGUGAUACUGGGAGUAGCCGUCGCCAUUGCGACGCGCACCUUCAGCAUUCUUCCAUUGCGCGCUGUGUGUAUAGGCACCACAUUCGAUUUCUUAUAUUAUAUAUUAUCUAUAUACCUAUAUAUUGUAUUUAUCGAACUAAACUAUAUAUAUUAUAUACAUAAUCCGAAAUCCCUAUAAGACAUUUAAGACGAUAUAGAGAGGAAUUAAAUUACAUAUAUACAUAUAGCUCGGGAGGGACAGAAAGAAUACAUCAUCAUCUUCUAAGAAAAAAACAAAACCAAAACCUUGCGACGCCAAACAAAUGAAGAAAAAAAAUCCUUUGUACAGUGUUCAUGGAGAUUUAGGAGCCGUGCAGUCACCGCCGUCCAGAAGAGCUCGUCACACUCUGAAUUGACACACACACACACACACACAUUCAAGAAGAAAAUGCAAAAAGAAAGUUUAAGAAAAAAGGGAAAUAAAGUUAAUCAAUUAACAUUCAAUAGGUAAAGAAAAGGAAUCGUAUACAAAAAAAUAUUUGAGAAAUGCAAUUGAUUUAAUAUCAGGAUUCUUCUGCCGUCAAUGUCUUCUAUAAAUCAAUUUAAACUGCCAAUUUAUUCUUAAUAAAUAAAUUGUUGAUUUUUAGUCUUUGAUUGAAAGUUACUGCCACUUUUGAAAAAUAUUCCAAAGUGUUCAUUUUUUUUUUGUAAAAUAUCUUGACGAAUUUCUUACGAUUAUUUUCUUUUAAUUGUUAAAAUUAUCAAGAGAUUAAUCAGUAAAAAAAUAAUUUCUAGAGUUUCCAUAGGACUAUUGAUUAUGAAGUUUAGAAUUUUCUGCAUUAUCUUGUAACUAUAGAGGAGACGAUUGGGUGGAGUUGAUCACCUUUGAUUAGAAAGAGAUAAGGCAACUUUUUUUAAGAGAAAGAAAUCUUAAAUUAUUAAUUCUAAAAAAGUAUUUAACUUGACCCUACUCUCCAGUUCGAGAAAUGCACAGAAUAUUGGUAUUUAACAUCAUAUUCAGGUCAGAACUUAGAAAAAAAAUAUUUCUACUUGGCAGCAAAUAAUCAAAAUUAUAUUUAGUUUCAAAUAAAAUUUUAUUAAAUGUAAUAAAAAAAACUCAAUUCUAUGAAAUUGUAGAAUAAAUUUAAAUAUUAUUUUUCACAAUGAAAUAAUUUUAAUAAAAAAAAUGAUAAUAAAAAUAAUAAAAAAAAAGAUUUAAAUGCUUUUCAAAGUUUGAAAAAAAAACUGAUUUGAUUUACAUUUUCUAACUUAAUAUGUUUUUCUUAUUAUUGAUUUUUUUUUCUAUUUUAUUUAUUUUUUAAUUAAACUUUCUUUUCAUACAAAAACAUUAUUUUUCCUCCAUCUUUCCUAAAGAAAGUUAAAAUAUAUAAAUAAUGCGAUUAGCAUUCUUAGGGAUCACAUAGUUGAAAAAACUGAGAUAUUAUGUAGUCUUAGAAAUUAAAGUGUUCUUUAGUAAAAAGAAAAAAAAAUAAAUAAAUAAAAAUAAAAAUGGUGCGAUAAAAACAUUUAAGUAACUUGUUAAAAAAAUAAAUAAAAAUAAAUCCAAUCAGUUGCAUUUCUCAAAUAUAAUGUAACGUCAAACUAACUCACAAAUGAGUUUAAGAAUACCUACGUUGACACACAAAUCACCAAACACCUCACGAUAUGUUAGUUAAAAUUUAUUGAUAUCAUUUAAGGAAUAAAAAAAAAUAGUUUAAACAAUUACCAAAGUGCAACAACUGCCAUUCAAGAUAUUCAUUAAAAAAAUAUCUUCUAAAUAAAUUAUAAAUAAUAAGAUAAAUUAAAUUGUAUUGUAAUCUAAUAUCAAAAAAAAAAUUAAAGAAAGAAAAAAAGAAAAAUGAAAAGGUGGAAUAAAUUAAUAUUUAAGUAAUGACGAAUCGUAGAAAUUAUUCUUAUUCUUAUAGGUAAAUCAAUUAAUAAAUUAUUUUUACUCUGAUCUCUAUUAGUUUUUUAGUAAAUAUACCAUAAAACUUGCAUUGUAAAUCAAUUUAAGCAGUUACUUGUGUUUUAACUAUAUGUAACUUCCGACGAAGAAGAAAAGUAAACAACAAAAAAAAAUGAAAAACGAUUUAUAUACAUAUUUAUCGUCUCAAUUAUUUAAUCCAUUUUAGAUAAAUGAGCAACAAAACAAUACAAGUUAGCAAAAAGAAAAUAAUGAAAACAAACAAAUGGAAAUAAGAAAGGAAAAUCUGAAGAAAAAAUGGCUAGGAAAACUGCGGUGGAGUGUUCGUAUCGUAGCGCAAGAAAAAAUGAAUCUUAUAGGAACAAUUUUUCGAAGAGAACAACAGAAUAUUUACUCAAGUCAAAGAAUGAAUUCUCAUUGCAAUGUUAUAUUCUUCUUUCACCAAAAGUGCUACUUAACAAAUUGUCAUAAAAAAGGAGGAUAAAAAUGAAAAAAAAAAUCCACAAAACAUGGCUAUAAUGAAGAUAUUUAAAUAUAUAGUUAAUUGCACAUAAUUCGAAAAUUUAUAAUGAAAAAAAAAGAAGCAAUACGAUUUGCAAUGAAUUACCUUCAACAUUAGUUACCUAUUUUAUUGUUUUAUAGGCGAAGAAGAAAACUUAAGAAAAAUGGAGAAAAUAGUACGAUAAUAAGGAAAUGAAAAAAAAAAAUAACUAUUCUAACUAAAUAUAGGACAAGAAAAAAAGUGAGAGAAAAUAAGAAAAUCAAUGCUCGAUUGCAUCCUAAAGACACCAAGAAUGAGAUAAAUAAAAUUAAAGAAAAAAAAAUGAUUUUUUAACAUUAUCAAAUAGACUAGUUAUCACGUAAAAGAAAAUCAAAUAAUUUUUAUAUAAUCCAUAAGGAAAAAUGCACCCUAAAUAAAAAAAAGAAAAGGAACUACCAAAAAAUCCAAAUAAGAAAAUUUACGGAACAAGUUAUACAUACAUAGAAAAUAAUCGAGGAAUUGUUGAGAGGAAAAUUAAUUUUAAGUUGUGUAAAAAAAAGCAGUAAAAAAUAUCUUCCCCUCCUCUACUUCCUAAUUAAAAGAAAAAACUUAAGUAAGAAUGAUGAAAAAUCACCCAAUUUAUCAAAAAUGAAAAUGAAAACCCAACCACUCAAAAAAAAAACACUACACAAUUUCUUAUAUCUUUAUUAUCUCGCCACAUUUAUAAAAGACGUCCUUCGAAGAGAAAAAAUGAUGAAAAGUACUUAAUUAUAAUCAUUAAAUAGAAUGAAUUACCAAUUAUUAUAUAGAUGAAAAAAAAACAAAUAGAUAAUAAAAUUUUUAAAUGACGAUGCGCAACUUGAUUCGAGAUCACACAUUUCAGCAAUAAAUAAAAUGAGAAAAGAAUGAAGAGGAAUAAAUAUUCAAAAUCAUGCCUUUUUGUAAA
Messenger RNA from Lutzomyia longipalpis, 14322 nucleotides. It is a transcript of the gene shakB, whose product is annotated as innexin shaking-B. Gene Ontology annotation, molecular function: gap junction channel activity. The transcript has 9 exons. NCBI's taxonomy places the organism in Eukaryota, Metazoa, Arthropoda, Insecta, Diptera, Psychodidae. The coding region runs from base 9432 to 10997 and encodes 521 amino acids. The record is from RefSeq and is a predicted model, not a curated record. Gene Ontology annotation, cellular component: plasma membrane; gap junction.